UAUUUUCAGAAGUUUAGGUUGUCGAAAUUGUAGAAAAGUAUACACAAAACAAAUUACAUGUUAUGUAGUUAUUCCGCUUUGAUUGCGGUCUUGGUUUUUAAUAUAUGCUACAACAAAAGUACGGAUUAAGACUUAUUUAAAAAAAUGGCUGACGAUCCUACUAUGGGAGAAGAAUGCACGGUCGAAACGAAUGUGGAUACGUUAAAGAACACAGAAGAUGUAUUUUCAAUCCCAGUGUCUUCACUUACCUGUGAAAAUGUGGAGAGUAUGGCCAUGUCAGUAUGGAAAGAUCUAGAAGUUCUCCAGCCAUCAGUAGAAGGUACACUUCAAGGGAUGGCAUCUAAACUUGUAAAAAUGUUUGAAAUACUGGACUCCCUUGUAAAAAAUCAACAGUCCAGCACUUCAAACACAACAUUUCAAAAUCCUUCGGUUAAAAAACUUCAACUUGAAAUGAAGUUGAGUGAAGAGAAGCAUGAAGAGGAACUGGAUGCAAUCAAAGCUGCUUGGAAGGAAGAUAUAAAUGACUGGAAAGAAUCAUUGGAGCUUGUACAGGAGGAUAACCAAAGGUUGGCAUUAAUGCUUUCCGAAAAAUUGGAGGUAUGCAUAGAUACUUCAUCUCCACAUAGGGAUAAUGAAACUGAUGACUUGGUUCAACCAACUACAGAACGAAAUGAGUUGAAUGAAUUUCCUGUACCUUUUCAACCUACCAUGUUUGACCAGAAUUUUCAAGCAACUGAAACUGAGGAUGAAAAAAGUUCAAACCUUUCCCCACUUCAUUCAAUGGAAGACACCUCAGAGUUCAAUGGGUUAGAUCCAUUUUUAUAUUACCCGGAUAAUGGUUACACUUUUGAGGAGUAUUUUGCUGAGCCUACUUUUAACAAAAAGGAACGAAAAAUGGAACGAGUGAAUCAUAAAUUAAAGUUUGUUGCAGUUCCUGGAAAAACCAUUUACCACAAGGAAAAGCUGCAUGACAACCAGGGAUAUUCCUAUAAGGUUAAAAAGGUUUCUGCCAAAGGAACAGUAAAGUGGAAAUGUACUUCCAAAGUGACUAAGUGUAAAGCUAGUGUGAAGGAAAAAAGAGGAAUGUACAAGUUAGGCCACUGUGAACAUAAUCAUAAAGCUGUACCAAAGAAUAAACAAGCAGUAAUUGCACAAAUCAAGGAAAAUCAAGUUAAAAAGGCUAAACGAAGAAAACGUAUCAGAAAAUUGGAGAAGAUGCAAAAAACUUUGGAUCCAGAAGUUUUUUCACAUCUUGGACUUUCAGAACCUGAAGUUAGUGAUUAUACAUUAGAACCUGUGGAUUUAAAACCAAUAAAGCAUAAACUUCUGAAGCAAAGAAGGAACAGAAGGAUAGACACAACAGUUACAAGAAUCAGCAUGCCGCAUAGUUAUCCAUUGCAAACUUCAAAAAUGGAAAACGAAAAUGCGAUAAACUCUUUAAACUCCGCACAGGUUCGUGGAGCCAAGUCAGUUAGGCUUACUCCAGAGGAAUUCUUAAAAUCAAGGCGGGAAUAUUGGUCACAACAUGGAACUGACCUCCCUGAAGAAAGUGAGGUUGAUGAAAUACAAUAUACGGUCAUCGAAGGUGGCUCUAGUAGGGGCAGUGAUAAACUUUUUGACAGUCUCGGACACUCUUACAAUGGUGGGGCUAUUUAUUCUACAAGGGGUUCAGCCACAAGACAUUGGAGGUGCUCAGUGAGGAACAAAAAGACUUAUUGUCACGCUAGUGUUACUGAGAGGUCCGGUGUAUUUAUGAGAGGCAACCGACCUCAUAACCAUAAACCCCGGCCCGGUCACGAUAUUUUGUCAGUGAUAAUGUUCACUUCAAAGCAGGCUGGCUGUGAGCAUUUAAACAUCCCAGCAUCUUCAAUAGCUCGCGAUAUAGUGGGGACUUAUUUACCUGAAGAUCACGGUUUCCAAGUUAAAAUGGAACGUAUCGAACGCAGGAUAAACAAAUACCGGCAAAAUUUGCGUCGGCCAACUAAAUCUAAAGUUAAAACUGAAAUGAAAAUGGAGCCAGAAAUGACUUUUGAAACAUUAAUUAAUAACAACAGGGGUAUUACAGUUGAAACUAUAAUUCAUAACGAUUCAGAACUUUGUGCAGAUGAUGUUUUAACUGAACCUGGAAUUAAUAUAGAAAUACAUUAAUUAGAAGAUGCAGUUUUUAACAUUAUAUUUAAAAAAUACAUUUUCGGAGAAGAUUAAUUAAUGCAACCCAGUGUUUCUGAACCACUGGAUUGCAACCAAAGGCAGAGGGUCAAUCACUUUGUUUGGUCACUCACUAAUAUUUUACAAAAUUGUUUGAUGGAUUUUAAAAGUUAACAAACAGCAUAUAUUUAACUCAAACACUUUCACUGUUUUUUUAUGAGUUAAUAAGAAAUCCUGGCUUAAAAACUGCCUCAUAUGUAAAUAAAGUCUAUUUUAUUAUACAAGAAAAUUCCUUUUGUUUGUUCCAUGUAAUUGGCAACCACAUUUGGUUGCUCGAAUUAAUAAAUUUAUGAUCAGUUUCA
Molecule: messenger RNA, 2510 nt
Organism: Ciona intestinalis (vase tunicate)
Lineage: Eukaryota; Metazoa; Chordata; Ascidiacea; Phlebobranchia; Cionidae
Source: RefSeq, a predicted model, not a curated record